AUGCUGUGGAUAGAUUCUGUUGCUCAGAUGCCCCAACUGAGCAACAAUCAUAAACUGUGUGUUAAACAGUAUGUUUUUCUGCUCUUUCCGGUCUUGUUCCGGUCCCUUCUUAUAACGUACAUUACACAUUGGGGGGUAAAUGGUGUAGGAAAAUAAGAGAUUGAAACAUGAUAGAAUAGAAAUAGGAUGCAUAUUAGGAAAUGCUUGAUAUCUGUGUAUAAACAACUUGGCAUGGUGGGUCAUAAUUGAACUUUAUUUUAUUUGGAAGUUAAAUAUAAAGUUUUUGUAAAGUCAUCGACUGGUUGUCUAUGCACCUAAUUUCCUACCACAUGUGUGUUUAUGGAUACAAGAUGUGCAUUUGACAAAAAAAAGAAUCUUGGUGCUUACUGAUCUUCAAAUGAGGAAAUUUCUUGGGGUGUUUGGAAAUGUGCCCCCUACCCAAAAUAAAUUGGUCAAGUCUAUAGAAAGAUCUGUUUAUGUAAUUGGUAACCCAAAUUGCCCCUACCCUCCUCCAUACCAGAAAAUAAUAAUAAUAGUAGCAAAACAUAAACCUACCACACUGCAUUUUGUGCAUAUUUAGACAUGUGGGGUUGAACCUCAUUUAUUACAUUUAUUUCAUCCUGCAAGAGGUAGUUCAUUGCCUCCAAGAAAUCCUAGCAUUAUUGGUCAAAUUUACAUGAUAAAAUACUACUUAUAUAUUAACUGCAUUUCUUUCUUUCUUUCUUUCAUUUUUUUAAGGGGGCCCUUUUUUCUUUGACUUGCCUAGUCAAUUUUUUAUAUGGCCCCAAGAUUUCAAAUUUAUCUCUUUUUGGUGUUUGAAAGUAGUUGGAGAGAGUGAAGAAAGUUUUAUGUUCUCAUUUUUGUGGUGGGAUAGAGAUUUCUCAGUAGCACUUAGUGAUGGAGGCACCAUUGAGUUUGUAUGGACCCUAUUUUUUUAUCAUCAGAAAUCAUGAAUUUGCAUUUGAUGGGACAAAAAAGUCAUUGUCUUCUGACAUUUCCCUUUUUAAUUUAAAUGGUUUCUAUUUGGAUCUAUAUCUCCUGUAGAAUUAUACCUCCAUGAUCAGUCCAUCUCAGCUCAUCUUGCUUUUAUUCUCUUUUAGACCUAGACUUUUAUGCUUGUUGCCAAUAAAAAUAUUAUCUCUACUCAGAUCCUUUCAAUAUGUUCUACUUCUGAUUGAUAAUUCUAACUAUAAGACAAAAACAUGAAAAAAAAACAUCCGCAAUUAUCGUUACCAACUAGCUUGAUUUACUCCAGUUAUUUCUGAUGCAUUUCAGAUGUGUCUUAUAUAUCAAACUGUUAUCCUUUGUCAGUUUAGAGAUAAUGACGUACAAUGGUCUCGAGAGCUGCAUUCAGUCUUUUGAUAAUGAUAGUGGCACUAGCAGAGGGGAUGGCUGUGUCACUGACUCCCAUGAUGAGGAUGACUCGAGCUGCUCGUCCAGCAAUAAUGCUUCUGGAUCGUUCUCCUCUAUCUGGACGAUAUUGAAGAAAGACGAUCAGUGUCAAGAUGAGUGGAAUUUCACAGCAACCCCUAGACAUAUCCUUGCAAAAGAAAAGCCACAGUAUACCAGCCAAUGCUCAGAUAUUGAAACAAUUAAGGAAAAGUUUGCUAAGCUGUUGCUCGGGGAGGAUAUUACCGGUGGGGCAAAGGGCAUCUCCACAGCAUUAGCGCUGUCAAAUGCUAUCAAUAAUCUAGCAGCUUCCGUCUUUGGUGAGCUUUGGAAAUUAGAGCCGUUGACGGAUGAGAGUAAGACCAAAUGGCAAAGGGAAAUGGAUUGGCUACUUGCCCCAACGAACUAUAUGGUCGAGUUGGUUCCUGCAAAGCACAACGAUGCUAAUGGCCGGACAAUAGAGAUCAUGACUCCAAAAGCUCGAGCAGACAUCAACAUGAAUCUUCCAGCUCUGCGGAAAUUGGAUUCCAUGCUCAUUGAAACCCUCGACUCGAUGGUGAAUACAGAAUUCUGGUAUGCUGAAGUGGGCAGCCGAGCUGAAGGAAGGAGCCGAAGCUCUGGACAGAGCAAGCGGUGGUGGCUUCCUUCCCCGCAAGUGCCCACAGUCGGCCUCUCAGAGAUAGAAAGAAAGAGAUUGCUGCAUCAGGGAAAAUUGAUCUUUCAAGUCUUCAAAGCUGCCAAAGCCAUCAACGGGAACAUCUUGGCUGAUAUGCCGAUCCCUGCCAACAUCAGAGAUGCGCUCCCAAAGUCCCCGAAGACUUGCCUUGGAGAGGAACUGUACAAAAUAUUGUCUGCAGAGUGUCUGCCUACUGAGGAUAUGAUCAGUUGCCUGAAUCUGAAAUCCGAUGUGGGUGCUCUCGAUGCCAUCAACCGGUUGGAAGGUGCUAUAUUCGCAUGGAAAGAGAGAGAAAUGGAGCAAGACAAUGUCAAGUCCCCCAUGCGAAGGUCGUGGUCUUUCGUUUUAGAUCCAUUGUCCGAACUUGAUAAGGCGGAAGCGUUGAUGAACCGAGCCGAACUACUAUUGCUGCAGCUCAAGAGCAAGUAUCCAAAUCUUCCUCAGACAUUCUUAGAUGUCACAAAAAUCAAAUAUGGAAUGGAUGUUGGACACUCGAUUCUUGAAGCCUACUCCCGAGUUUUAUCCAACACAGCAUUCAGCAUUCUGUCACGGCUAGGAGACAUUCUUCAAGAAGACAUUGUGAGCAACCCCAACUCUCCGAUUGCGAUGUCGCAGCUCGUUGGAGCUAGGAUCCCGGGGAUCUCGGACAGCCCGAUGCUUGACCGUGUCCGGCACUCCCUCAUCAAUCAGCUGAACUCCACAGAUGCGAAAUCUUGCAACUCAAGUGUUGUCUCUGACGACGCUUCCGACGUGGACGCUUGCCAUGAUGGAGCUAAGAUUACCUCGGUGAGCGCGACGCCGAGCCGGAACCGGGCUUGGUGCGUCGGCAGAAAUGCUUGCCAAUUUAUGUCUGGUAGAUAUGACUGAUAAGAACUUACAUUCUGUCUAUGUAAAUAACACCCAUGUUUGUGUCGUGCAGCAGCUUAUUAUUAUGUUUUGGUCACGAGCUUUGUACUGAGUUACAUUUGAAACUCAUAGAAUAUAUUCAUAUAUGUCUCACAGUCAAGUUUCUUAUUAGUAAAUUCAAAAUUUAUGUUAUUGAAAUAA
Messenger RNA from Salvia splendens (bonfire salvia), 3112 nucleotides. RefSeq names its product rop guanine nucleotide exchange factor 14. The transcript is spliced from 7 exons. The coding region runs from base 1265 to 2932 and encodes 555 amino acids. The record is from RefSeq and is a predicted model, not a curated record. NCBI's taxonomy places the organism in Eukaryota, Viridiplantae, Streptophyta, Magnoliopsida, Lamiales, Lamiaceae. Gene Ontology annotation, molecular function: guanyl-nucleotide exchange factor activity.